AUGACACGGGGGCCCGUACGAAUUCUGAUUGGGCUGCUGAGGUCUCAGAAAAACAGGCUUACUUUAUCCACAGUAGACGCUAAAAUGGCGCACACUGGGGCAAUGGAAGACGCAUCCAUGGAGGAUUGCUCUGCCAAGCAGGGGUCUAGUGUCUGCCUGCGAAGUCGACCGUGCUCCAGCGAGAGAGACAGUCAGGUACGGGCUGUCAAAGCCGCUCUUCAGUCCAGGUUGGGGCCCUACGAGCCCGUCCUGACCUACCUACAGUCCGUCCUGGUGUGGGAGAGACCCUUUCAGUGUCUGCUUCUGUAUACUGUGGUCAACGUUGUGUUCUGGUUCUUCGCCCUGACUUCACUGCGCCUACUGUUUCUGCUGGCUUCUGCUCUGGCUGUGGUUGUUUGUGUUGAUACCUGGAGAAACAAGAUCUGGCCAGAGAUUAGAGUCAGAAACCUGGAUGAAUCAGAAAAUGAAAGCUGGGGCCUCGUGCAGCCUGGCAUCCUCAGUGUGCCUGAACUGUGCCACCAUAUUGCUGAGGCCUGGGUCAGUGGAGCAGUUCUCACAUCCAGUGUGGUGCAGUACAAACGACACAACCCUGGCAAGUUUUGCGUCCUGACCUGUGGAGUGUUCUCCUGUCUGGCUAUAGUUGGGCGCUACAUUCCUGGACUGGUGCUCUCCUACUCUGCUGUGUUGGCUACUCUCCUGGCCCCUCUGGCAGCCUACCACAGGGUUUUUCAGCAUGUGUGUCUGAAGCUGGACCCAGUCCUGCAGCGGCUGGAUUUCAGCGUUCGUGGAUACAUGAUGUCAAAGCCUAUUGAUAAUCAGUUCUUGCGCAGGCCUAUCCGUGGUGCAGCCUCAGGUGAAGCCAGUGACAGUGAGGAGGAACUGGCUGCUUUCUGCCCAACAUUUGAUGAUGCUGUUGUUGCGAAGGAACUUGCGCUGACAGACUCUGAGCACUCUGAUGCUGAGGUGUCCUACACUGACAAUGGAACGUUUAACCUAUCACGAGGCCAGACCCCACUCACAGAAGGCUCUGAGGACUUUGACAGACACAGUGAUGCUGAGGAAUCCUUUGCUCAAGACCUCCCAGACUUCCCCUCCAUAAACCCUGAUGCCACUCUAAUGGAUGAUGAUGACGACACAAGCAUCGGGCUACCUAGUCUCGGUCCAUCUGGGCUAGCUAGUCAUCGGGCUUCAGUGCUGGAUGUGGAUGCUCAUCUGGACUCUGACCAGGAGGAUCUGGAUGCAGAACUUUCUCUCAGCGGCCUGCCACCUGCCUCUGAUUUCACAGGAGACUUGGCCGGAGUCAUCGCCAGCAACAUGAUCCAGGCAGCGCUGGCUGGGGCACUGCAGCCUCGGCCUCCUGCUACUCAGCGCAGGGAAGGCCCCCCCAAGGCCGGAGCCCACCGAAGCUACCGCAAGCAGUCCAGCUCUGAGCUGGACACAGACUUGGAUGGAGAGGACUUUGAAAUGCUGGAUCAGUCUGAACUGAACCAGAUGGAUCCCCUCGGAGGAGGAGGAGGUACUAGACGGGGAGAGAGCCAGGGAUCUAACUUCUUAUCUAGCCUGCUGGGUAAACCACAGUAAAGUGUGUGUGUGUGUGUGUGUGUGUGUGUGUGUGUGUGUGUGUGUGUGUGUGUGCGUGCACGUGUGUGCGUGUGUGCGUGUGCAUAUCAACAUGUACAGUGGUGUGCAUGUUGAUGAGCUGCGAAUGAGUGUUGUGAUAGUGUGAAAGAUGAUAUUAGGUUCCAGCAGCCCUGCUUCUGAUUGGCAUAAGUUUAUCACUGUGAAGUAUUUUUUUUCUAUCUUUUCAGACUCUUUCUCCUCUACUUUAAUCCCUAAUCAUCCAGAAAACCUUUACUUUGUAGGCUGAGCAAUAGGAAAUGCAGCAACAAAAAUAAAACACAUUAAGACAAUAAAAUAAACCAGCAUUAUUGAGCCUUGUUGCAGUCUUGUAACUUUAUGCACCCAGAGGUUUGAAGGGUACUGGCAGUGAUUAUAAAUGAAGAACAACAGUGCCCAUUAAAAUCUUUUUUACUAGGAGGUCUAUACAUACAGGGCUAUUUAACAUGGGACCAAAUAUGACAUUCCUGUUGGUUGAGCUGAGCCACGUUGCUUUGAUAAUAUUAUUAUGGAACAGCAUUUCAUGUCUCAAGUUCUUCUUUAGUGAGCGGAGUAGUUGAGAUAGAUAAAUCAGAACUUUUUCCAUGACAUUUUGUUUUCCAUUACUUUGCGUUGCUGUUAAUGUUAGUCCUCUGCUGUUCUUUCAAGUGACAUGUGGCUGUAAUCUGUUAUAUGAUUUAUUUGAUGUUACAGGUUUACAGAGAUUAACAUUUUUUCAAACACUUGUCAGCAGUUGAGGGUUUGGACAGCGAUUCUCCUCUAUUGUGAAGUUGAAUAUGUGGAUAGAAGUUUUUCAGUCACUUUGUGUGUUUUUCUUUACUUUUUUCCUUUUCUGCUGACUAACCCAUGAAGACUUAUUCAUACAUUAUUAGGAGAUUCUUUUUUUUUUCCUUAAAUGAAUGUCACAUUAGUCUUAAGAUUUUGGACCCAGAGAAGCAUUCAAUGUUAUGCUUGUUUGUUCAUUGUAUUUAAGAACUUGUGACCAGGGUGAGAUAAGUUCUGAAUAUUUUUCAUUUUCCUGCCCUUUAAUGCAGCUCAACAUAUUGUGUCCAUGUUUAAUACCUUGAAUGAGCCCUCAGUUUGUUUUCUUUUACAGAGGUAAUAUUUAAACCCAUUUCUUUAUAUCUUUCAUCUUUGUAUUUCAUGUAGUUGACAGUCAUGCUGAAAAGGUAUUCUUCAUUUCAUGGAUCUUUUACUAUUUUACUGGGGAAACAUGUUUACAUCAAAAUGGGUAUAUAAAGUUUUCCUUGUAUCCUUUUUUUUUUAAAGUGUUAGUUUGUAAAAUUUCAAAGUGGCUUUAUGUGCGGGUCGACUUGAUUUCCUCUCGAUGGACACACCAUUUCAGUAUGUCAAAAAUUUACAGUGGAAAUGGCACUUCAGACGUAAAGAAGCCACAGUUGAGAUUUAUUGAAAUGAUAUAUCAGAGAGUCUAAAAAUGCUGGGUUUUUAUUAGAGUAAAAAAUGCUUGCUUUCCUUGUGUUAUUUUGAGAAGAAAAUCAUAGCUGUGAGAGAUUUAGCACAAAGAAAACUGCUGGAUCCACACUCAUGGAGGUGACGGAGAAAAACUGUGCACUGAUAGGAAAUUGCUGAAAUUUUGAGGCUUAAGAUGAAGAAGAGGUAGAGAAGUUGGUUUGUUUGACCACCUCAGUUAACAAGAAAGUUGCUCUCUGCUGCUUCAUGAAGAGUUAGUUCCUCAGUAUGAGUGAUCUGUAGUCAGUUUGAUAAUGUAAUGUGCAUAGUAGUGUAUUUUCUUCUCUGUAACUGGUUUUGAUAUGUUUUGAUGUGCAAAUCGUAUUGAAUAAAAUGUUUGCAAUUA
Molecule: messenger RNA, 3433 nt
Organism: Lates calcarifer (barramundi perch)
Lineage: Eukaryota; Metazoa; Chordata; Actinopteri; Centropomidae
Gene: retreg3
Product: reticulophagy regulator family member 3
Biological process (GO): reticulophagy
Source: RefSeq, a predicted model, not a curated record